AAACUAGGUAGGUAGGUACCGGCCUAUGAAAUUUGCGAUCAUCACAAUGCAGCUCGCAUAAAUUUCAAUGUGGAAUUGCCAAUUGCCAGAAUUAGGGCGUGCAAUUGCAACUUGCAAGUUCAACAGUGUUUCAGGUGUGGUGGCGCCAGCGCAUUUUCUGAACGUCCCUUCUGAAACUCAAAGGCCUGGAUCUGCGUCCAACUCGCUCCUGAGCUGCUGAUCCAAAAGACGCAUCGUGGGUCGCCAGUAUGGCCGGGGUUUCGAGGGCCCUCCUGGUUGUGCUGGGGUUGGCGCUUGUGUCGUCUACAUUUGCGAAGGUGUACUUUGAAGAAAAGUUCGAUGAUGGCUGGGAAAAGCGGUGGGUGAAAUCCAGCUGGAAAGAGAAGGAGGGCACCGCUGGGGAGUGGAUCCACACAGCAGGGAAGUGGUAUGGGGAUGAGAAGGCAGACAAAGGCAUCCAGACCAGCCCCGACGCGCGCUUCUACGCAAUCGCGGCGCCCCUUGCCAAACCGUUGGACAAUGCCGGCAAGGACCUCGUGCUGCAGUUCAGUGUGAAGCACGAGCAGAAACUAGACUGCGGUGGCGGGUACAUCAAGCUGAUGCCCGACGUGGAGAUCAAGGACUUUGGGGGUGACACAGACUACAGCAUCAUGUUCGGCCCCGACAUCUGCGGCUACACGACCAAGAAGGUCCACGCCAUCAUCACAUACAAGGGCAAGAACCUGCUACUCAAGCCAGAAGUGACGUGCGAGACAGACCAGCUGACGCACGUGUAUACACUCGUAAUCAAGCCCGACAACACGUACAAGAUCCUCAUCGACAACGUUGAGAAGCGCUCCGGGGGGCUCUACGAGGACUGGGACUUCCUGGCGCCGCGGCAGAUCGCGGACCCGGAGGCAAAGAAGCCGGAGGACUGGGUUGACGAGGAGUGGAUCGACGAUCCGGAGGAUACGAAGCCCGAGGGCUAUGACGACAUCCCGAAGGAGACUGUCGACCCUGAUGCGGAGAAGCCGGAAGACUGGGACGACGAGGAGGACGGCGAGUGGGAAGCGCCCAUGAUUCCCAACCCCGAGUAUCAGGGCCCCUGGUCGCCGAAAAAGGUCAAGAACCCCGCCUACAAGGGCGUCUGGGCUGCGCCCCUCAUCGACAACCCCGAUUUCGAGGACGACAAGGAGGUGUACAAGCUGCCCACCCUCAAGUACGUCGGCUUCGAGUUGUGGCAGGUCAAGAGCGGGUCGAUCUUCGACAACAUUCUGGUGACGGACGACGAGGAUUACGCGCGCAAGUUUGCGGAGAAGACGUGGGGGGCGUCCAAGGACAAGGAAAAGACGGCUUUCGAGAAGAUUGAAGAAGAGGAGAAGAAGAAGCAAGAGGAGGAGAGGAAAGCUGCUGAAGAGGCGGCGCCCCCGGAGGCUGACGAGGCCGAGGAGCCAGAAGAUGAAGACGACGAGGAAGAUUUCAUCGAUCUGAAGGACGAGCUCUAGACUUUGCAAACGCUAAUCAAGCUACGGAGCCGCCUAUGCAACCGCCUUUGUAGCGGUGCACUUCAGAGUACGUCGUCGUUGUUGUGAGGUAUACGCAACUGUUUAUCGAGAGUCUGGGCCACGUACAGCACACGCUGGGGAACGGGUUGCCAACGACCGCAAACUUGGAUUACACUAGGUACAUCAACCUUGUUACGGACAGCCAAUAUCAGAGAUGUGAUGUUUGUCAACUGCACUGGCAACAGCGUUGAGUGAGCAUAAGAUGUCUGAAAAGGUCCAUUGCGGAUGCACGAUCGGGCUAUGUCCGAAGAUGGUCGUCUCUCGCAUGCUCGCCAUAGCUAAUAGGCCAUAUGCUUCGUCGCAUACAUGUGUGAGUGUUAAUGAUAGUCCUCCG
This is a messenger RNA of Klebsormidium nitens, 1878 nucleotides long. NCBI's taxonomy places the organism in Eukaryota, Viridiplantae, Streptophyta, Klebsormidiophyceae, Klebsormidiales, Klebsormidiaceae. The record is from the annotation of a GenBank genome assembly.